Molecule: messenger RNA, 2712 nt
Organism: Phyllotreta striolata
Lineage: Eukaryota; Metazoa; Arthropoda; Insecta; Coleoptera; Chrysomelidae
Source: the annotation of a GenBank genome assembly
AUGGCAACUGAAAAGGCUCUCAGUGCACAAUUGGCGGAUUCCAUUUCAGCGCUAGCAAGUUUAACCAUACAUUCGAAACGAAACAAAAGUGCUGGUGCGAGUUCAAUCCAGAAUCCUCAACAGUCGUGUUCAAGCUCUACUAAUCACCAAGAAAAGGCCGGGCUCAACCCAAAGCAAACCAGAAGAAAACAGAGAAUAAGAAAAAAUAAAUUCAGGCAAGAUGCUGACCAGAGAAGUAUUUCGCUCUCCUCGCUCAGUAGCAUGUCCAAUUCGCCUGUAAACAGUAAACUGCCAGCUAAAUACAAAGCAAAAUCGAAACAGAGUACAAAACCGGUAGCAACAGCUGCAAGCAAUAACGUACCGGCAAGAGAGUUUAAAUUCUCCAUAAAACCGGCCAAUGUUAAUAAAAAAGUUGCUUUCUUCAUAAAGAAACGUACCAGCGGACCAUUCAUUAAUUUACGUUCUUUUGUAAACACCAGUAAAACCUCAUGUGAGUUCGUUUCGACAAACCCAGCUUAUUUAAACAAUGACAGUAAAUCACAGAAGAGAGCGUCGAAAAAAGAUAAGAAAAAGAAAGUCGUUGAAAAAUUCCCUGAUUACUACACGGAAGAAGCCGUUAAAGCUGGAUUAUCCGAUGGCAGUUUAGUGAAAGGUAUUAUUAGAAUAAACCCGAAGAAUGCCAAGGAAUCGUACGUUAACAACGAAGAUAAAAGUCUUCAAGACUAUGUAAUAACUUCAGUGGUCGAUCGAAAUAGGGCUUUAGAAGGAGACGAAGUUGUAUUGCGAAUUAAACCGAAGGACCAAUGGACUGGAGAAAAAGGAGUAAAUAAAACGGCCACUGUUGUGUUUAUUAAAGAAAAGGUGAAUCCCAGGCAAGCAGUUGGUAUUUUACGUACAAUCGAUCCUUCUACAGGAUCUUUUGCUGCUUUCACACCUAGGGAUAAAAGAUUCCCGAUUGUGCGGGUGUCUGAACUGAAUUGGCCAACCGGUUACAAAGAACAGCCCGAUAAGUACAGAAACAUAUUAGUAGUCGCUAAAAUAUUAGAAUGGGACGAUCCACAAUACGCCGUUGGAAUUAUAACUGAAACAAUAGGCUCAUCGGGCGAUCUCAAGAUAGAAACUUUAUCGAUUCUUAAAGAAUUCUGCUUGGAUAUCACACCGUUUAGCGACGAAUUAAAGCAGUGUGUACCACAAUUCGGCGUUAUACCCGAAAAAGAGUUCGAGUACCGCGAGGAUUUGAGGAAAAAAUGCAUUUUUACGAUAGAUCCCCUCACCGCAAGGGAUUUGGACGACGCCGUAUCGGCCGAACUAUUACCGAACGGAAACUACGAAAUAGGUGUACACAUAUCCGAUGCAUCGUAUUACUUACACGAAGGCACCGAGCUCGACCAAAUAGUCAGCAAGAAAGCUACUACUAUUUAUAUGGUCGACAGUACCUACCACAUGUUACCUUACGAAAUGUGCACCGGUUGCUCUCUGUUACCAGGCGAAGAUAAACUAUCGUUUUCCGUAUUUUGGGAGUUCACGACAGAAGGUGAGGUAUUGAGUACGCGAUUCGCAAGAACCGUAAUGAAUUCCUGCGCUAAAUUAGCCUACGAGCACGCUCAAAACGUUAUCGAUGAUCGGGAAAUUUCGCGCGAGGAUUUCCCGACGAUAUGCAACGGCUUCCAGCUCGACGAUUUAGUGAGGACCAUUAACGUUUUACAGGGCCUGGCGAAGAUACUGCGAGAGAGGAGGUUCCGCAACGGCGCCUUGCGCAUCGACAACGUUAAAUUGUCGUUCGAAUUGAACCCUCUCACCGGGAAGCCGGAGGAUUUCUCCGUCGCCGAGAGUCUGGAAUCGCACAGGCUGAUCGAAGAAUUCAUGUUGUUGGCCAAUAUUUCUGUGGCGCAAAAACUGUUAGACACUUUCCCCGAGCUAGCGUUUCUUAGGCGCCACGAGCCCCCCAAAGAAACUAUGCUGGUUAAUCUGCAGACCACUUUAGCCGAGUACGGGGUUCACUUGAACAUAAACUCGGCCGCUGAUAUACAGGUUUCUUUGAAGAAAUAUUGCACGAACGAUGCCGCAGGACAAUCCAGAGCGGUUGCACUUAAUCAUUUAACGGCCAAGCCCAUGACGAGGGCUAAGUAUUUUUGCGCUGCUACUGCGGAAACAUCGAAGGAUUUGAGACAUUAUGCAUUGAACAUACCGAUUUACACUCACUUUACCUCGCCCAUUCGAAGGUAUGCGGAUAUUAUGGUACAUCGUUUGCUGGCAGCUAGCUUAGAAUAUUGUGACCCACCUCAGUGGGACGUUGAUUACGUGCAGGCCAUAGCGAAUAAUUGCAACACGCAGAAAUACCAGGCGAAAAAGGCCCAAGACGCUAGCAUGGAAUUAUAUUUGGCUCAUUACAUAGAUGCUCAUAAACCUUUCGUAGUUGAUGCCGUCGUUGUCGAUGUAAAGGAGAAGAAAAUCGACGUUGUUGUCUUGAAAACAGGCACUGUAGUCAGGAUAUACCACAACAACUGCGAAUUCGGCGUUUUGUGGGAAUACGAUUCGAAGAAGGUGAUGGUUACAUUCCCGAAGAACAGAAAGAAAUCACUUAAAAGAAUCAUUGUAACAAUAGAACUGUUUUCUGUCGUUAAAGUAAGUCUAAAGAGAAAGGAUUACUACCACUUAGAAGGGAGACUGAUGAGGCCGAAAGGGAUCGAAAACAACCGGGCGAACGAUUGA